Messenger RNA from Pestalotiopsis fici W106-1, 1653 nucleotides. RefSeq lists its product as uncharacterized. Gene Ontology annotation, biological process: transmembrane transport. NCBI's taxonomy places the organism in Eukaryota, Fungi, Ascomycota, Sordariomycetes, Amphisphaeriales, Sporocadaceae. Gene Ontology annotation, molecular function: transmembrane transporter activity. The record is from RefSeq and is a predicted model, not a curated record. Bases 1 to 1653 code for a protein of 550 amino acids. The transcript is spliced from 4 exons.
AUGGAGCCAAAUGAGUCCACCAACAGCGACAAGCAGCAAGUCAAUGACAAUAUUGCAGAAACGACUACGAAAAAGGCGGAUAUCGCAAUCACCUCUCCGGACAAGGAACUCGAAUACAUCACCGGGAUGCGCCUUUUCCUCGUAAUGUUCACCAUAUUCGCCAGCACGAUUCUCGCGGCAAUCGAAAUAGGGAUAAUAUCUACUGCAAUCCCCGGAAUCACAGACGACUUUCACCGUCUAGAUGAUGUCGGAUGGUACGGUAGUAGCACCUUUAUUCUUGCAGGCUCAACGGCUUCAUUGUGGGGAAAACUAUACAAGUACCUCAAUAUCAAGUAUGUCUACAUGACCUCCGUCGUGUUGUACCUUGUCGGCAGCAUUGUGGCCGCAGCCGCUCCGAAUAGCGCCGCAGUUAUCGUUGGCCGAGCAUGGCAAGGUUGGGGCGCUGCAGGGACCCUGGGCGGCUCCGUCCUCGUCAUCAACUACGUCGCCGAGCCGAGACAUCACCCUGCCCUCAUAGGCUUGUGGAUGGCUGUGUUCAUGGUAGCGACCAUUUUUGGGCCCUUGAUUGGGGGCGCCUUUACCAGUGGAGUUUCGUGGAGAUGGUGCUUCUGGAUCAAUCUACCCCUCGGUUGCCCAAUUAUUGUUCUGCUAUUUCUAUUCCUUCGAAUCCCGAAACGUGUCCAGCCCAUACCAGCGACAUGGAAAGAAAUCCUACGGCAGCUUGACCUGCCAGGGUUUGCUAUCUUGCUCACUUCCUUGGUCUGCUUUACUUUGGCUUUGCAAUGGGGCGGCCAAACCAAGAGCUGGAAUGAUGGGUCUGUGAUUGCCACUCUGGUUUUGGCGGUCUGCCUCACAAUCGCCUUCUUCAUAACCGAAUGGCUUCAAGCCGACCACGCCAUGCUUCCAUUAGGUCUACUGAUGCCGCGCACCACUUGGACGAACGCCUUGUUUUGCUACAUCUCCAACGCAGCUGACUUCCAAGUAAUGUUUUACCUACCUAUUUACUUCCAGUCAAUCUUUGGACAGUCAGCAAUCAUGAGUGGCGUGAAUACUCUCCCAUUCUUAGCAUUCUUUGCGGCUGGAGCACUGGCCAGCGGAGUUCUUAUAGGCAAGACAGGACAUACCCAGCCCUUUCAGCUGGUGUCCGCUCUGCUCAUGGUGGCUGGCACGGCACUAUUCUACACCCUGGACGUCGCAUCGACCAAGGGACGAUACGUUGGCCCGCAAAUUCUCUUUGGAUUCGGAUUUGGACUCAGCAGCCAGGUUCCAAUGACGGCAGUGCAGGGGUUCUCACGGCCCGAAGACGUGGCAGCCUCGACGGGAAUCAUCAUCAUGUGCCAAGCUAUUAGCGGUGCCUAUUUCGUGGCCGUGGCGCAAUCGCUUUUUGCAAACCGCAUGGUGGCUGCCCUUACAAAUGUUGACGCUGCUGAGGUGUUACGCACUGGAGCAGCAGAGAUUCAGAGUGUCUUUGAAGGAAACGAAUUGAUUGCUGUUCGAAACGCGUACAUGACGGGUAUCAAGGCUGUUUUUGCAUUUGCGCUGGCAAGCAGCGUACUUGCUGUUUUAAUUGCUGCACUUAUUCCCUUGCGACGGCUACCGAGCCAUGGAAACAAGACCGACAAUAGCAAUGUCCGAUCCGAAGGCAAACCAUGA